Molecule: messenger RNA, 840 nt
Organism: Parnassius apollo (apollo)
Lineage: Eukaryota; Metazoa; Arthropoda; Insecta; Lepidoptera; Papilionidae
Source: the annotation of a GenBank genome assembly
UUGGCAGUCUGCCGUAUCAUAGGAACCAAGGUUUCCACGGCUGGACGCACUACUGGCCAAAGUAGCGCUAUCCCAGCAUGUAGAAGAAGAAUUGAGGAACGUAUCGCAAAGGCUAGAACUCUCAUCGGCAGACUGAUAUGCUUCAGAUUAGGCAAUAACAGGCCAAGAAUUUUGCGCACCGACAGGAUGGCGUUUGCUGGGACAAAUGUCAGUUUGUCACAGCCGGAUAUAACGCAAAAACUGACAGAGCGCAUAGAUGAUCUGAAGCAAAGAAUCACUGCUUGGGGAAAGCGGAUUCGGCGAUAUACCGAGAGGUCGAUAUGGUUCAAUCAGAAUCGUCUCUUCCAGAGUGAUCAGAAGAGGCUCUAUGAAUCAUUGGAGCGACCAAUGGUAAGUGGAACGGGCCCAGCACCGAAUCAGGCCGACACUGUAGCAAUCUGGCACGGCCUGUGGUCAGAGCCCGUAAACCACAGCGGAGGCCCUUGCACGGAAGUUGUGGCGAGUCAGUGUGCGAGUAUAGCGCCCAUGGACCCCGUCAUUAUAACACCGGAUGACGUAGCUGAGGCGAUCCGUAGGGCCCCGAACUGGAAAAGUCCGGGACUCGAUGGGCUGCAUCACUACUGGUUGAAGGGGUUCGUGAUGUGUCACACUGUGCUCGCCCGAAAGUUUCAAGAGGCUCUCAACCAGAAGUCGCCCCCGAGCCUCUUCACUAAUGGGAUCACCCAUUUGGUUCCUAAAGACCCGGGUACCACAGACCCGAGCAAAUACCGCCCCAUCACGUGUCUACCGAUGAUAUACAGGACACUAACUUCCAUUUUGAGCAUCAUGAGCGAUCAUUAG